Molecule: messenger RNA, 778 nt
Organism: Populus euphratica (Euphrates poplar)
Lineage: Eukaryota; Viridiplantae; Streptophyta; Magnoliopsida; Malpighiales; Salicaceae
Product: protein translation factor SUI1 homolog 2
Exons: 5
Coding region: 169-510 (113 amino acids)
Biological process (GO): translational initiation
Molecular function (GO): translation initiation factor activity
Source: RefSeq, a predicted model, not a curated record
UCUCGCGAUAUAUUUUCUAGAGCUCGGCUUUCUUCGCAACCAAACAGCCUGUUAUCUUGACGUAGCUUCGCUUGAAAUCAAUCAACCAUUCUCUCACAUCGAAACCCUAGUCACCGGAUCAAGUCUGAGCUUUUAGGUUGUUGGGCUUCCUUGAAGAGUAAAGGUUUUAUGUCUGAUCUCGACAUCCAAACUCCCACUGCCUUUGAUCCUUUUGCUGAUGCAAAUGCUGAGGACUCAGGUGCUGGGGCAAAAGAGUAUGUGCACAUUCGUACACAGCAACGCAAUGGUAGAAAAAGCUUGACAACUGUGCAAGGUUUGAAAAAAGAAUUCAGCUAUAACAAGAUACUCAAGGACCUCAAGAAAGAAUUCUGCUGUAAUGGUACAGUGGUGCAGGACCUUGAAUUAGGCCAGGUUAUUCAACUUCAAGGUGACCAGCGCAAGAAUGUCUCUACCUUUCUUGUUCAGGCUGGCAUUGUGAAGAAGGAGAAUAUUAAAAUUCAUGGUUUCUAAGCUGUUGCAGUAAAUUUAAAACUCCACACUGUGCUCUCCCCGCUAUUAUCAAGAACUUUAGAGAUAUCGAAGCUAUUAUUAUUAUCUUUCCUAUGUUUGGUUGUAUGACAUAUGCAUCAUUUGUUUCUGGUGUUGUCCAGAUAUCUGGUCUCUAUAUUGUGGGAUGAUAAUGGAAUACUUCACAGUUUGUAUUUGUGUAUUAAAUAGCUAUUGCUCUCUCGAGUCGAACUAUAAAUUAUCGAUAUAAUGUUGGGGUGUUCCUGGUUAA